This is a messenger RNA of Prorocentrum cordatum, 1842 nucleotides long. The record is from the annotation of a GenBank genome assembly. NCBI's taxonomy places the organism in Eukaryota, Dinophyceae, Prorocentrales, Prorocentraceae.
AUGAAGUCGUUCCACAAUCUGCGAGGACCACGCAUCUGGUCAAAAGAGAAGCGGCGCAUACAUCCGACAGAGGAAAGCCAGAUCGGGUCACAGGAAACGCUGUCGACUUGCCCGGCAGAAUCUGGCCUAUCCUCUGACGGCCAUUGCCGGCACGAUGAGCGGAAGAGCGCGGCCAGCGAGGCAGGAGUUAUACCCAGAGCCUUGGCCCGACAUCCUAGCACCGGCAGCAACGACAGCACGGGGAGCCGGAGACCCGCGGCACGACUGACAAUGAAUCACAUGAAGUCCGUACGGGAGACUCUGCCUACGUUGAAGCCAGGCACGGUCGUGACCACAAAGAGUGCACGGGUCAACAUGUUGGUCGUUCGUAACCCCAAGGAGUGGUCAGAGGGGGACGUGGACGGCGGCGUGGGCAAACCUGGGAUAAUAUCUGCCAUCGAUAUAGUCGCAGGGGACUGCACGGUUUAUUGGUACGAGUCUGGGCAGGUCAACAACUGCAGCAUCGGCAGGAAGGGCGUGCUCUGCAAGCCGUGCGGCGCCAUCCCGGGGUCGCUUGGAGGGGACGACGGAUUGGCGAACGUUGGCAUGGUUCACUCCGCCAUGGAGGCAAUGAGGACUCUGUUCGGGGGCCGCGCUAAGAGAGGACACCAGACGGAAACACCAGUCGAGCCGUUUACUCGACACAUCUCGCCGUUUGACCGGAAGAUCUCGUACACGCAGUACGCGGAGAAGACGCAGACGGCAAUCAUAUUCGAUUGGGACGACACGCUGUUCCCAACCACAUACGUCAAGCACGAUCUGGGCCUCUCCAUCAAUCAUGGUCUGAAGGACCAGGCGCUCAGUCCCCGGAAGAUGGUACGUGUCCAGACCGCUCUAGCGAGAGCCGCGUGCGCCGCUGGACGGCUCCUCCAGUUGGCGGACGAGCGCGGGAAGGUCGUCAUAGUGACUUUGGCCAGGAGUCCGUGGGUCACCGAUUCCUGCAGGAAUUUCUACCCUGGGAUGGGCGAGCUCAUCAAGAAGCUCGGUAUCCAGAUUGUGUACGCGCGGGAUGGCGAGCAGAUUGAGCACAAUAAGGUGAAUUCGAUGGCCGAGGAUCAAUUCGAGACGUUCUGGGCCGAGACGAAGGGCAGGGCCAUCUCCAAGGUUCUGAGCGAUGUUUAUUCCCAGUACGAGGGGCAGUCCUGGAAGAACAUCCUAUCCGUGGGGGACUCACACUUUGAGCGGUACGGCACGAUGGCCGCGACGAUGCAGUAUGCUGCAGUCCAGGGCCUGGGUUUCUUCCUCCAGGAGAUCUGCCCGGGCAGUCUGCAGGCGACGGCGAGCGCGUGCGAGGGCUCGAAGGGGUCGACGCGGUCGUCGCUGUCUGUGUCGAGCGUGAAGAGCUUUGAGAGCAGGGGCAGUGGGAGGCGAAUGUCGUGGGAGGGAACCGUCGGCGGCUACCAGGUCAAGGUCAGGACGAAGACCUUCAGGAUGCUGGACGAUCCGACGGAAGAGGAGCUCAUCCCGAAGAAGAAAACCGGGCACAAGCACAAGCACAACCUUUCGAGGGGCCGCGCGGAUUUUUUGGUUCGGCGUUGGGCUCCUUUAACGGCGCCGCCCCUGGCGCGGUCCGCGCGCCAUGGAGGGGAGUCCAGCGCCGAUCCAAGAAGUACCUGCGGACCUCCGAAAGUUGAUGCUUGCGCCGUUAUUUCUGCUUCUAUCAUCGUGCAGAUGUGUUUGAUGUAUCGGUGGCUCCCUCUGAUGGUAGAGCUUGACGAAGGCUUCGACGUCGAUCUCAACAGCCUCGACGGCGAGGCGGCGUUCGAGAAGGUCGAGAGCAUGCUGUUCGGUCUCAAGGACUGA